UAAAUCAGUGUCAUUAUAAAACAAACCAUACAGAUAAGAAUUAAGAUUAUGCCAGGCUAAUAAUAAAAUUUAAUUGGAUUAGAAGAUGCAGAGGUCUUUCAUGCUGAAAAAGAGGGAAGAAAGUGGUUAUGUCCAGAAGAAAUUUUCAGAAGUGGAGGAUAUGGAGAAAUUUGAAUCAGUAUUAACGGAGGACAUUAAAAAGAUUAGAGCACAAAUUGAUGACAUUAGUAAAGAUUAUCUUGAAUUACAGAAACGAUUUGAUAAAGCGGAAAAAGAAUACUUGGAAGCCAAAGUUGAACUGUUUACCAAAGGAGAAGAAAAGGACAGACUAGUGGAAACACUUCGUGGAAUUAUAGAAAACUGUGAAUCUGAGAAAGCAAAGAAAUUGUCCCAAUUACUGUCUAAAUUUGAAAUAAAAUCAAAAUUUAUGAUUGAAAAUAAAGCAGAAAAUAAAUAAUUUUUACCAUAA
Molecule: messenger RNA, 469 nt
Organism: Nezara viridula (southern green stink bug)
Lineage: Eukaryota; Metazoa; Arthropoda; Insecta; Hemiptera; Pentatomidae
Source: the annotation of a GenBank genome assembly